AUGAGCAAUCAACCAUGGCUAGACAGUCUGUCAGACGACUGGCCAUCGGUGCCUGCCACUCCCACUACUCCCGGUCCAUCGAAACCGUCGAAUCUAAUAUCAUCCCUGCACAAUAGUGUGCAGAAUUCCCCCAGUCGCAUUCCGGUUCCUGCACGCCGAUCUGUGGAAUCCCCUGCCGACGACGACAAGAAAAAGGUUACCCGACCAUGUCAUUUCAUUAGAAGAGAACCUCCGACCCCGAAGACCCCGCGAACCCCCAAAACGCCCUCCAAAUUGCGAUCGCCCACUCCAUCCAAGACAAGAACGAGGACCCCCAAGAGCCCCAAGGCCACUCCGAAAUCUACGUCCAAGGCUAGCGCGAAGCCUACCCCAGGUGCGGCUGGCAAAGCGCCUCCCAUGGAUACACGCUCCCCGCUACGGUCGGUGUCCAACGUCUCCAAACAGUCCGACUACGACAUUGCCGACACCGUUCAGAUCAAGCCAAAGAAGGGUGUUGAUGCAGGGGGAGCUACACCCGAAUGGCGAAGGAGACUGGUGCGUGGGGAGAUCCCGGUGGGAGAUCAACGCGAUCUGUUUGCGCCGAUUGGUCUUGAGAGUGUAUUCAAGCCCCCGAGCCCAGGUUCAGGACCUGGUCAAACAGAUUCCAUCCCGUUCACCCGACAGGACGACCAGCUGUGGGACUUCACCGACAAUACCUCCCGAAGGGAAAGCAUCACGAACCAGGGGGAGGACUAUGAACGCGUCGAUGAAGGUGAAUACUCGGGUACCGGCAUAGAGUCACCAUUUGGAACGGUCAAUCAUCGGGCACCUUGGGCCGACAAGCGACCACAUAGUUAUGCAGACCAGUCAGGCUUGUCACAUGGAGGGACUGAAACUAGGACCGCUAGUGGCCUAGAAGACCUUCGCAAUGAGGGGAUCACACCAAUCACUUUUACGCGAAACAAUACACUGGACGGGAACUCCACGACAGAGGUGAUCCAAUCGGCAUUAAAGCAAGUCACUAAUAAGCUCGAGAGCUUGUCUAUUGAUAACGGCCGCCCAGAUUCACCAGCUAGUGAUAGCUUCCUAUUUUAUAACCACAGUGAACCACGGGCGGAAGGUUCGCCACACGAGGAUAGCUUAUUGGAUGUGACGAGUCACUCCUUGCCGCAGGACUUGUCGAUGGGAACAUUGGACUUUAGUCGCCGCAAAGUUCACCGUCCUUUCCACCAUCAAUUCUCUCCCUCGCCCUUUCCCUCCCAUCACUUAUCCCCCGCGACCCUCGCCAACGCCAAAACUCGCAGCUCUCCUCUCUUCAAUCGCUCCCAGAAUAACGGUUCUCCUACACUGCCUCGUCCCUCAUCCUCUCACGUCCGUCCCUCAACAUCGGAUGAUACCAUAUCAAAACAAGGAACAAUGCCCUCUUCGGGGAGCCCUUUGAAGUUGUUUGGUGAGCAUGACACGUUUACAAAUAACAGACUCCUUCGGCGCAUGAGUCAAUUUGAGGAAACAUUCGAGGACGGUUCGGGGUCUGAGAACGAGGAGCCGCCAUCACCAUCAGAGGAGGCACGACGAAAGGGAGAAAGCCGCAGCUUGCUCAACGUUCGACACGAGCCUUUGCGCGAAAUUUCUCCCCGGCGUAAUGAGCGCAGUCCGUCUCGAAACAUUAUAAACCCUCGUCUCUCUCGAUUCGGGGACGGUGAACUGGAUAAGUUUGACUUCUCAGACACGAGCCCGUACGAGCCUAACUUCACCUAUGGUGAUGUGCAAAAUCUUGGGUCUCGUCCUGUCUCCAGGAGAAUAUCAUCGAAUCGACAGCAUUACCUUCACCGGGGCUCACAAGCAGGUUCUUUGCAAUAUGCCAGAUCAGCAAGCUCUAGCUUUACGCGGAAACCAUCCGCCUGGACACGCCAGAGCUACUUUGACCAUUUACGCGAUGCACCAUCAUCUUCACGCGCAAACAAAGAAAACGUGGCGCCGACUGAAACUAAGAGAGUUCCCAAGGCAGCGGCCAUUGAUCCAAUCCCAAAGCGCCGACGAACAAUAUUGCGCGACGACAGUGCCGAACCGGAUCGGCCUCACCCUAAUGGUGAUCCAGCACAGUUUGGCGAAAGCAUGUCGCUUCUGCAAAGAAGCUUGAUGCAACACGGCUUGCAGCUCGAAAAUGGGGAGUACCUCGCUCCCCCCGGCCUCUCGCAGUCCAUGCAACGGCCUAGGACCCCAACUCCUAGUCAAAUCCGGUCUAUGCACGAAUCGAAGAUAGUACUGCCGAGCAGGGAGUACUCAGAGUCGAACUUUGAUAACCUUGACUACUCGGAUUCCUUCUCCAUUGAAGGUGACAUUCCACUUGUCAAGAUCACCGGAGCGAGUGACACAUCGCGCAAGGGGUCUAUCACAACUCAAGACUACUUGAACGAGGCGACGAAAAUUAUGGAUUUGAUCCGAGCUAAAGGUCGGCCAGUCCCUGGGCUGACGAGUGUACAGGAAUCUGACGGGGACAGUGAAGAUGGGGACAGCUACGAUGAUGAAUCUACCCGGGAAGCAUUUUCUCGGCCCCCAAGCCGCGAUGGCACAAAUACAGACUUCCGCAAGACACGAGAGCCGAAGGAGUUGAAUGCUCAAGUCCUCAAUUACUUAAAACAAUACCAAGAAAGAGAUGAUGGAGACUUCGGGACCACUGGAUCGGUCAUGUCUUUCAACCAGGAAGGAGAGCUCAGGCCAGACAGUGGCUUCCGACGAGUGGUUUCAGGUACAAGGAAACGCAAGACGAGCAGCACUUUUGAUGAUGUCGCAGACACUAUCGCUCAAGACCUGAUGACAAUUAAUACCCAAAUGUCUGGCUUCAGUGUCCACUCCGUGCGCACAGGAUCCUCACAGAAUUCUCAAGCGAAAGGCGUGUUGUCAUCGGAUUUGGUUGCCCAUUUGAUCCCAGAGCAGGUUAAUGGUUUUACAUAUGACAAAUCCAAAAACUUGUGGAUCAAAGAUGGUGCAGAAAAUCUACCUCGACCAGUGUCUCAUGAUGAAGACAACGAAAACAACGACCCGUUCCAGGAUAUCCCUGACUUGAGUGUGGAUGAAUUGCAAGAAAUGAUGCGCGUUAAUGGCCUUGAUUCUCCAUCUAAGCGUUUGCCAGGGAAUAUAUCUGACAAAAAGGUCUCCCAUUCUCUCACCGGAGGUGCCUCACCAAAGAAGGGUGAUGUUAGACCACACACAAGAGAUGGAAAUCCUUCCGUGAUCACAAGUUCUGUUAAGUCCAGAGCUACCCGCUUUACGUCAAGUGUUCCCAAUUCAGGAACCCGAGCAACAUCAUGGGGCACAGAUGAAAUACAGGCGGGAGACGACGCGAGCAAAAACGCCAAGAAGCCCGAUGAAAUAGAGCCCCAGGCGCGAAACAAGCAGACUCGGGUUCCAACAAUAUCCUUUUCAUCGCCUGUCGUUUCGCAUGUCGCAUAUACAGACAAUGAAGAGGCUUCCAAUCUCGAAGCUGAACCGCGAGAUCCAGCACUUGCUGACGAGGGAAAGAAUAAUGACCCCUCACGUUCUGGUCAUCUACCUGCUCGCCGCGAAACCUCUGUGGCAUUCAUUCGGCGUCCCGUGUCACGGAUUGAGGAACGGAAUGAAGAAGAAGUUGAAGAUCUUAGCAUUGUUCACAGAAAUGGCUCACUUGAUGUUCAACAGACACCGGGUGGCAAUGCUGUUGAAAACUCACUGGUCCCUAUGCACACCGGGGGCCACGAGACAACUUACAGCUUCCAAAUGAGUCCUCUGGCUGAAUUCUCUGUCAACCAACCUGAUCACCAUAUGAACCCGGAAAUGAGUUAUGUGGCGAAUCGCACGCAUCCGACAUCCCUGAGACAUGUCCAUGGCACAUUUGCCCUUGCCACAGAAAACUUGAUCAAGCACAUCACCGACGCGGAGCCGUAUGAACCAUACUGGGAACAUGUACGUCGCUUGAUACUGCGUCAAAAAGGGCUGAUUACCUUGCACAAGCUAAGUGAUUUCUGCCCUCGUCUCGAGGAUCUCGAUGUCUCCGACAACGAUAUUGGGCAGUUGAGUGGUGUCCCGGCUACACUUCGGACCCUCAAAAUCCCCAGAAACUCCCUUUCUAACCUCACGCCAUGGGGCCACCUGACCAAUCUGCAAUAUCUGGACGUUUCUGGAAAUAACAUUGAGACCCUGGACGGUUUCUCGAGUCUAAUACACCUUCGAGAAUUGAAAGCGAACGACAAUCAAAUUCGGAAUAUUGAUGGCAUUCUUGACUUGAACGGUCUGUUAAGUCUGAAGCUAAGCAACAAUUCGUUGACAACAGUUGACUUCGAAAGCACUGAACUGACUCGCCUUCGCGAUCUUGAUUUAAGUCAUAAUUGCUUGACAUCUGUCCGCAACAUUGACUGGCUUCCGUCGCUGGCCACCCUUGAUCUCAGCGCCAACCAGAUGACUGAAUUUGAAGUGUCGGCCUCGCUUAUAAGCCUGCGGGCAUUGAGAAUUUCAGCCAAUCGUCUGAGCGCCUUGGACAUGAAAAACAUAUCCUCCUUGAGCCUCUUAUAUGUCGAUCAAAAUGGGCUGUCGACCAUUACUGGACUAGAGAAUUGCCAUAAUCUGGAGGUACUUUCUGUCCGUGAACAGUCACAAAUGGGAGAUGGUGGAUCGAGUCUCACCUUGGACCUCGAUCUCGGCUCCGCCAAGGACAUCCGAAAAGUGUUUUUGUCAUCGAACAAGCUUGCUUCUCGAUGCCUAUCCCCGUCAGCCCCCCUACUCCGGCUCCAACUACUGGACAUCGCUGCAUGCACUUUACCUGCUCUUCCAGGAGCAUUUUCAUCCAGCUUCCCGAACCUCAAAGUAUUAAAUAUGAAUUUCAACUCUUUGACCGAACUGGAGCCACUGGUGGGUAUGAACUGCCUUGCAAGGUUGACGAUGGUUGGGAACCGACUUGCGAGAAUGCGCCGUAUUUGUCAGAUCCUGAGCCGACUCGGAAGAACAUCACGGGGGAAUCCGUGCUCCCUUCGCAAGCUUGACAUUCGUGGCAAUCCUCUGACGGUCGGUUUCUACCCUCCAGCUGUAAUUGGAAAUGGAACCAAUGCCGACCGCAAGAGGUUGAAGGAUCAAGAGAAGGCUGUGGCGCAUCAGCAGGAGAACCGACGGGAUCUUUCUGAUGCUUUGGCGGAUCUUGACCACAAUGACCAUAUCACCCAGCCCGUUACCUGGGAUGACAGCGCCAAAUCUGAUCGAGAUAUUGAUAUCAACGAUCCCUUAACUCUCCCCCCGGCAGAUCCCAAAGCGGACGAAAGAUAUCUCCUGCACCUGGAUCGUGCCACUCGCCUACGCCGACGGGUUCUCGAACUUUUACUUUAUGCCGGGACCAGCGGCUCCCUUCAAACAAUGGAUGGGCUGGAUCUCCGUCCAGUCCUUGGUGAUGACUCAACAGAUAUGGGUCAAGCUUGGAUCAAGCUAGAGGAAUUAGGUGUUCUUCGAAGAAAGGCGAUUACUGAAAAGGCGUCAAAUUAA
This is a messenger RNA of Penicillium odoratum, 5484 nucleotides long. RefSeq lists its product as uncharacterized. The record is from RefSeq and is a predicted model, not a curated record. The transcript has 2 exons. Gene Ontology annotation, molecular function: protein binding. NCBI's taxonomy places the organism in Eukaryota, Fungi, Ascomycota, Eurotiomycetes, Eurotiales, Aspergillaceae. Bases 1 to 5484 code for a protein of 1827 amino acids.